Molecule: messenger RNA, 1329 nt
Organism: Zeugodacus cucurbitae (melon fly)
Lineage: Eukaryota; Metazoa; Arthropoda; Insecta; Diptera; Tephritidae
Exons: 3
Coding region: 260-1168 (302 amino acids)
Source: RefSeq, a predicted model, not a curated record
AAGGAGAAAUAAUAAAAAAUACAAAUAUGGCAACAUACAUUUAUACCUGAGAAAGACAUGUAGUACAUAUUAAGGGUAUUCGUUUAAACGUGUAAAAGCCCCGUAAACCUCUUAAACCGUGUAUAUUUACGAAUGCGUAAAAAUCUGGCAGCAACUUAUAUGGAAAUUCAUUUAAACACAUUACGCACCAAUGUCAGUGUGUAAAGAACACUUGUAAAUUUACGAUAUUGCAAAAGCAACCCUACCAAACGACCAGCUGAUGAAUAUUAUUGUGAAAAUUAAAAUGGAAAAGGAUAAAAAGUUAAAGCAAAAGCGUCUACGGCUGAAACCGUCCCAUCGCUGGACAGAGUCGCAGUCCCUGCAGCUGUUGCAAGCAGUAUCCGACGCAAUUAAAGAUAGUCCAGAAUCUUUUGAGAAACCGACCUCCCAAAGGUUUUACGAAAAAUUGCAGCAAAAUACACCGGCACUUCAAUCUGUCGUUUGCGUAGCUAUGAAAAGCAAAAUGAGGUAUCUCAAAGCGUUGUACGUUGCCGCGGCAGCCUGGAAAAACAAAACUGGGUCUGGACUACUCGCUAAUGGUGACGAGUCAAGCGUAUCAGCGCAUGUCAACAAAAUUUGUCCCAACUUUGACUUACUGGAAGUUAUCUUCGGGCAACGCAAAAAUGUAAAUCCCGGAGUAAUUUUUGAAAGCACUGACAGCAUUGAAGUACUGGCUGAUUCCCCUUGUGCUGAUAGUUCGUUAAACGAUACCAUCGAUUCCUACGACUUGUGUGCGCUCGAUUGUGAGGAUUUAGUUGACCCAAUAUUACCUAUAAGUAUAAGUAGCGAUUGCAGUGCCGCCGCCGCGGCAACUUCUACACCACAAAGUUCGUUGGACUUUAGAAGUUCAACAAAAAAACCAAAAAGAAAGAGUGAAGCCCCGUUCAAUAAAUUGAUUUUUAUUCAGGAGAAAAGGUUGGAAUUAGAAGUUAAGAAAAUAGAAUUAGAAAAAGAAAAAGAAAAGAAUGAGGUCGAGUUGAAAAGAAUUGAACUGAAUAAUCAAUUAGAAAUGAAAAGAAUUGAAACUGAAUCAGAAAAAGAAACCAAACUGGAAAUUGAAAAACUGAAACUUGCUAGUGAAGAACGCAUUAAAAUGUUUGAAAUAGAGUUAAAGUUAAAAUCAAAAUAAAUGUGAAACUUUAAGAGAUUUCACAUGGUACUUUUUUCGCAAAUUUAAAAGAUCUCAUAGCAAAAUACAUGUAUAUUUGAAUGUAACUAAAUGUUAAUAGGCACAGAAGCACUUUUUAUUUUUCUGUAAAUAAAAGCAUAUAUUAAUGGAUUUUAAAGAUA